Messenger RNA from Trematosphaeria pertusa, 1593 nucleotides. RefSeq lists its product as uncharacterized. Gene Ontology annotation, molecular function: 1-acylglycerophosphocholine O-acyltransferase activity. The transcript is spliced from 4 exons. Gene Ontology annotation, biological process: cardiolipin acyl-chain remodeling; inner mitochondrial membrane organization. NCBI's taxonomy places the organism in Eukaryota, Fungi, Ascomycota, Dothideomycetes, Pleosporales, Trematosphaeriaceae. The record is from RefSeq and is a predicted model, not a curated record. Bases 305 to 1150 code for a protein of 281 amino acids. Gene Ontology annotation, cellular component: mitochondrial membrane.
CCAUCCUUCACUCACCUCCCAAUGGAGCCCGACGAGCAGCCGCCUACUCCCAGCCGACCAUGGCAGGCUGGAUCGGCUUUCGUAAUGGGCGCCGUGGGCUUGUUGUGCCGCGGAUUCCUGUUCGGACUGAGUAAAACGGAGGUGCAUGGCUUGGAUCGGUUCUUGGAGCUUUUGGACGAGAGGGAAAAGGUCGAGGGUAGGGAAAGAGGGUUGAUUACUGUAUCUAAUCACGUCUCGGUGUACCCUUGAUGACCCCCUCGUGUGGGGAAUUCUUCCCGUUAGCUACCUGUUCAAUCCGGAUAACAUGCGCUGGGGACUGGGAAGCUACGACCUGUGUUUUACCAACAAAGCGUUGUCGACCUUCUUCACCUUCGGCCAAGUCCUCCCCACGCAUCGCAGCGCAUACUCCCCAUUCGGCGGCCUGUUCCAGCCCACCAUUACCCAGGCCAUCCGUCUCCUCUCCCGCGGCCCCUUCCUGCGCGCGAAUGACACCCCCGAGAAGCCGCACAGGUCGUUCAAGAGCCCCGAUUUAGCCGAUCCGUUUACCAACGGGCACCUCACCUUCUCUACAAACGGCAGCGACGUGUUUCCCGCGCCCUCAGCCUACCUCAGCCGCCGCCACGGAUGGGUACACAUCUUUCCCGAAGGCAUGAUACACCAGAAGGAGGACAGGACGAUGCGCUACUUCAAAUGGGGAGUUUCGCGCCUGAUACUGGAAAGCGAUCCGAUGCCCGACGUCGUCCCCAUCUGGAUCGAGGGCCCGGAGGAGAUUAUGCAUGAGACGCGCGCAUUCCCGCGUUUCAUACCCCGCCCGUUCAAGAAUGUCAGCAUAACAUUUGGCGACAGGCUCGACGGCGAGAAAGUGUUUGGCGACUUGCGCGAAAGGUGGAAACGGAUGCGCGCGAAGGAAGAAGAAGCAAGCGGGAAGAUGGAGGUCGGCGUGCUCAACGACGCGCUUAGGCAUUCCGACGAGGCUGUGAAGCUCCGCAGGGAGUGCACAAUGCGCGUACGCGCGGCAGUUCUGGACGUCAGACGCAGGCUGGGCCACCCGGACGAGGAUCCAAAAUCGGGGCUCGUGGAGACGUAUAGGAAGGAAGGUGGCAAGAGGGAGGGCCAGAAAGACGACGGGAGUUGGACAAAAGAGACUUGAAGCAGCGCCAGCGCUUCAGGCUGUAUGAUAGGCAGGGGAGAGGAAUACCCAAGAUAGAGGGGCGACGCUGCCAUUCGUCGGCGGCCUAGCCUGCUCGCUGACGAGCAUCAACGAGGGGCGAAGCAGCCGGGCGGCGUCGGCCGCGGUGGAGACAGUGAAAGAAAAAGUUGAAAGAAAGAAGAGGCGGUUGUCAGAUUAGAUCAAGUAAUGCACCCUCAGCGACGGCUGCCCGUGACGCUGCGCCGAUCGCAAUGAAGGAACCACGGGCAGCCGCAGGCAGCGGGCUUCGUCAUUGCGACAGGCCACCGUGUCCCGGGCAGGCGGCGACGGGCGCUGUUCAAGCGGCGCGUCGCGAGUGUCUCUGGCUUGCUCUUGUCAUCACCCAACCUGCGGGCCUUUCACUGGCCGGUGCGCGCAUGGGCAGGUCCGGGGCGCAGUGAAGG